UCAGUUUGAAAACCCACGAAGUUCAAAAAGUUUGAGGUUCUAGAGCCUGCACUAUCCUGAGAGAUUCUUUGUUUUGAUUAGAAAUUUAGAAAGUCAAGAACCCGCCCGUGUACGGCAACAUACUCUAGAACCCAGGAUGUUGCCAGUGAUUGGUUGGGGGCUUCCCACCCGUCCAGUUCUGUGCUCUCGGCCAUCUCAAUCUCGGCGUCCCUGUUUGCCCUGGCAGUACAGCUGUUCAUUGCCAUUUUGUUCAGGCUCCCAUGUGGCAGGAGCUCACACAGAUGCGUGAGGUCCCAGAGGCAGCGUCUUGCAGGAGGUGGUUGAGAGGAUGGGCUGAGUUUCAGGCAUGGCGUCCAGGUUGCUUGGAGCCUCAGACAGUGUUUCUCUAUAAUGCCAUGGACCUGGCAGCGCUGCGGAACGACCUGCCCACCACCUUGGACAACCUGUACCAGGGCCACCUGGAGCAGGACCGAACCCGGAGCCUGUCCAAUGGCCAUGCCUUCCCUACCGGCGAGCGGGACAAGGCCGGGCUGCUGGCCAGCAGCGACGUGAAGCGCUCACAGCCGCUGGUCAUCCAAGUCAACAGGAAGUUGAAGGAGGAAGAGCCGCGAGCCUCGUCGCUCCCGUCCAUCCCCAACCCCUUCCCCGAGCUCUGCAGCCCCUCCAAGUCGCCCAUCCUCAGCAGCCCCUCGGCAGGGCAAGGCCCGCAGUGGGAAAGCGGCCCCCACGUGGUAAAGGUCUUCAGCGAAGAUGGCACCUGCCGCUCGCUGGAGGUCAUGGCAGGCGCCACGGCCCGCCACGUCUGCGAGAUGCUGGUGCAAAAGACUCAUGCCCUCCAUGACGACAGCUGGUCCCUGGUGGAGCUCCAUCAGCACUUGGCCCUAGAGCGGUGCCUGGAAGACCAUGAGUCGGUGGUGGAGGUCCAGGCCACCUGGCCCAUUGGGGGAGACAGCAGAUUUGUCUUCCGGAAGAACUUUGCCAAGUACGAGCUGUUUAAAAGCUCACCGCAGUCCCUGUUCCCUGAGGUGAUGGUCUCCAGCUGCUUGGAUGCCAACAAGGGCAUGACCCACUCGGAGCUCAUCCAGAACUUCCUCAAUUCUGGCAGCUGCCCAGAGAUCCAGGGCUUCCUGCACCUGAAGGAGGUGGGGCGCAAGGUCUGGAAGAGGUUUUACUUCUCCCUCCGGCGCUCAGGGCUUUACUACUCCACAAAGGGCACAUCUAAGGACCCACGGCACCUACAGUAUUUCGCGGACCUCAACGAGUCCAAUGUCUACUUCAUCGCCCAAGGGGGAAAACUCUACAGCACGCCCACCGAGUUCAGCUUCUGUAUCAAGCCCUACAAGGUGCGCAGCGGCAUGAAGGGCCUCAAGCUGUUCUGCAGCGAGGACGAGCAGAGCCGCACCUGCUGGAUGGCCGCCUUCCGCCUCUUUAAGUAUGGCGUGCAGCUCUACAGGAACUACCAGCAGUCCCAGUCCAGACGCAGCCACCAGUCCUGGAUCAGCACCACGCCCCUGAGGAGCAUGUCUGACAACACCUUGGUGGCCAUGGAUUUCUCGGGGUGCACAGGCCGUGUGAUUGAGAACCCCAACGAGGCGCUGACGGUGGCCCUGGAAGAGGCUCAGUCGUGGAGGAAGAAGACGAGUCACCGCUACAGCCUGCCGAUUCCUUGCCAGGGCUCCCCGCUCAGCACAGCCAUCCAUCGAACGCAGCCAUGGUUUCAUGGGCGGAUCUCAAGGGAAGACACACAGCGAUUGAUAAUCCAGCAGGGAUUAGUUGAUGGGGUGUUUUUGGUGCGGGAAAGCCAGCGGAACCCCAAGGGCUAUGUCCUGUCCUUGUGCCACCUACAGAAAGUCAAGCACUAUCUCAUCCUGCCAAGCGAGGAAGAGGGGCAGCUUUACUUCACCAUGGAUGACGGCCAGACGCGCUUUGCCGAUCUCAUCCAGCUGGUGGAGUUUCACCAAAUCAACCGGGGCAUCCUGCCCUGCAAGCUCAGACAUUACUGCACCCGCGUCGCCUUGUGACGGACCCCCCCCGUGGGCAGCAGGGCUCUGCGAGGGGCCACAGCCAACGCGCAGCCAGCGGGACUAGGAUCAGCACAAAACUUCCGCCCCUCGCCCCACUUCGGCCAGGGCAGCGGCGGCCGCAGGGGCCAGGCUUGGCUCGUGCUCCACCCUCUGCUGGGGUGUCAGUCACCACUCAGCCCCGUCAAGUGAGCACCGGCCAGGUGAGAGGCCGAAAUGGCACCCCCAGCGCCCAAGGAGCCCGAAGGACCGAAAUUCAUCGUUUCAAAGGGAGACCUCGCCCCUGUGCUUCGACCAGCUCACGGCCUUGGCUCACUGCUGCCCCUCCCCCUGUGCCCCCGCUCCCGUCUCUCUCUGCCCCAUAUCCUUCCACUCCCAUCUCUCUCUGUCCCUUCCUGUAUCCUUCCACUCCCAUCUCUUUCUGCCUCAUAUCCCUCUGUCCCGUAACUCUCCAUGCCUGUAUUCCCCUUCCCGCCUGUAUCCCUGCGCCCCCAGCUCUGCCCCAAUAUGCUCCAUCUGUUUGAUCCUAGAGUCUCUCCUCCCUCCCCACCAGCUACUCAGUGUUAAUGGUCGUAUUCUCUGUGCCCUUGGGAAGCCAAGCCGGGAGCUUGGGGAUGGUCCCGUUUGGUAAGUCCCAGCACUCCUCCUGCACAGAGCCCUGGAUGCUGUGUCUGCGCCCUCCUCCCUGGGCCCCUGCAGCCUCUUGGCUGGGUUCGGAGCUCCUCAUCCUUUGGGAAGCUCUACCCACUCGUGCACUUUCUCCCCUAGGUUCCAGCCUCUCUGGCCGGUGACCGCUAGGAGCCGAGGCAAGGGGGUGGUUACGUUGCCUUUCUCUUCAGGUUUCCACUUCUUUCCGUCAGAUCAGUGCCAGAGUGGCUCCUUCUAACCGAGACCACUGGCCUCCCUGGGGGUCAGAGUCCAGACCCUUCUGUGCACGGGCUGAGGCUCACCUUUCUGCUCCCCACAGCAGCAACCUGCCUGAGGGCAGCCACCGUUCCCCGGCCACGGAGAACUGUAUGUCAGUGGCAGCAGACCCUGAGAGGUAGUGCAGAUCCCAUGCACCUGCCCCCUGUGUGGGAGUGGCCAUGUCUCCCUUUCUGAGCUGGCGGGUGAAGCCAGCAGGCCUGGCCACAGCAAGAAACAGCGCCCAGCUAUUUCUGUACUGGCUGGGGUUAGCGAUGGGUUAUUGGGCCGCAUGGAGAGGCCCGGGGCUGUCAAUAUUGAUAGUAGAUAACGUUCCACCGACAGGGUUGGCCUUGGUCUGGGAGGAAGUCCCUCCUUGGGAACAAGGCAGAAGCUAGCGUCAGCUAGGUUUGGGGCUGGCCAGGAGCCAGGGUGACUCAUACAGAGAUUCCUCUGCCAUUUGCCCAGGGCCAUGGGAAUCAAGGUGCAGCUGGGUCCAUUCAGGCUGACCAGAGGUGAGGAAAACCUGGAGGUGCAGGGAGUCCAGGGUCACGCUUCGAGCUGGGCCUUGUUCAGAUGUUGGGGGUUGGGGGGCUGGCCCCAAGCCCUGCUCUGGACAUGGCAGGGGGGAGAAAAGGGGGUUUGGUGGCAGGUGUCAAGGGCGAGAGCAGACAAGUGGAACAGCCACAGUAAGGAAAGAGCUGGGCUUUUCCCUGUCCCUUCCUGUCAGCCCAAAGAGGCUUCCGCUCUCUGGAAUGUAGGCUGCCAGGACCCGGUGAUGGGGCCGUGCCCAGGUCUGGAAAGUCUGGCGGGGCGAAGGGGGGAGGAGUAUGUUUCCAUCUCCAGCUGCCUAGACGCCAACUGUCCUUCCAAACCCAUCUCUGUGCGCUCCACUGUGCUGCACGCACUGAACUCAACACACCAGAGACCCCCAAAGCCAGGACUGCCUGGGGUGCUACGAACCCCCAUAGCACCAAAGAACCCGAAGGGGGAGACAGAUAUGACCCACUUGGUGCAGAGCUCUGUCCUCUUCAGUGGCGGCUGGGCCACAUACAAAGCCUGCUGUCGGCAAGGCUAACAGAGGUGGGGAUUUCAGCUGACGCAGUAGCGACAGGCAUUAAGAUCCCCAGGUUCACCUCCUGCUGCGGCUAACCCAGCCAGGGGUGUGGUGUCGCCGUGUUAGAAGGAUCCCGGGUUUUGCUAAGAGGACGGAUCUGUCUCUAUUGUACAUACCUGAGAGGCCAGUCGAACUGUGAUGUGUUUUAUACAAGUGGUAAUAAAUGUUAUUUUUUCAUAUUCUUGCUUUUAUUUUGUACAAAAAAGAGAAAAAUAACCCAAAUUAGCACCAAGCCCUGUAAGAAGACAGAUUUAUCUCUAUUUAUAUCUACUCCAAAAUCUUUUCACUACAAAUAAAUCUCGUCUAUUUCA
Chelonia mydas (Green sea turtle) is the source of this 4352-nucleotide messenger RNA. It is a transcript of the gene GRB7, whose product is annotated as growth factor receptor bound protein 7. Bases 261 to 2021 code for a protein of 586 amino acids. NCBI's taxonomy places the organism in Eukaryota, Metazoa, Chordata, Testudines, Cheloniidae. Gene Ontology annotation, biological process: signal transduction. The transcript has 15 exons. The record is from RefSeq and is a predicted model, not a curated record.